Messenger RNA from Pygocentrus nattereri (red-bellied piranha), 2948 nucleotides. RefSeq names its product epidermal growth factor receptor pathway substrate 15-like 1a (gene eps15l1a). The transcript is spliced from 26 exons. Lineage: Eukaryota; Metazoa; Chordata; Actinopteri; Characiformes; Serrasalmidae. Gene Ontology annotation, cellular component: clathrin coat of coated pit; cytoplasm; plasma membrane. Bases 49 to 2817 code for a protein of 922 amino acids. Gene Ontology annotation, biological process: endosomal transport; endocytosis. Gene Ontology annotation, molecular function: cadherin binding; calcium ion binding. The record is from RefSeq and is a predicted model, not a curated record.
CAUGCGCAGUGCGGGGCGCCCCGAUCCGUUCCCGGAGCAACAGGGAAAAUGGCAGCGCUCACCACCCUCACUCAGCUGUCGAGUGGGAAUCCUGUGUAUGAAAAUUUUUAUCGACAGGUGGAUCCAGGAAACACAGGGAGAGUAGGACCCACAGAGGCUGCCUUAUUCUUAAAGAAAUCAGGACUACCUGACAUCACUCUGGGAAAGAUUUGGGAUCUAGCUGAUCCAGAUGGAAAAGGUUUCUUGGACAAACAGGGAUUUUAUGUUGCUCUGCGACUUGUGGCCUGUGCACAGAGCGGUCAGGAUGUCUCUCUUGCAAAUUUAAACCUCACUGUUCCCCCUCCUAAAUUCAAGGAUCCUAGCAGCCCAUCAUUAACUGCUGCAUCUUCAACUGACAGCCACUGGGCAGUUAGGCCUGAGGAGAAGAGCAAGUUUGAUGGUAUUUUUGAAAGCCUCGCACCGGUAAAUGGACUGCUCUCUGGUGAAAAGGUCAAACCAGUUCUUAUGAACUCAAAACUUCCUGUGGAUGUUUUAGGAAAGGUUUGGGAUCUAAGUGAUAUAGAUAAAGACGGACAUUUGGACAGGGAUGAAUUUGCAGUGGCUAUGCACCUUGUGUACCGCGCCCUGGAGAAAGAGCCAGUUCCUUCUGUCCUGCCCUCCUCUCUCAUUCCUCCAUCCAAAAGGAAGAAAUCUGCAGGCUCGUUGCCUGGAAUGGCGCCUGUACUGCCAGGCAGCCCACCGCCACCUAAAGACAGUCUACGCUCCACACCCUCCCACGGCAGCAUGAAUUCUCUAAACAGUGCUGGAAGCCUCUCUCCAAAACACACUCUAAAGUCCACACAGCACUCUGUGAACUGGGUGGUGCCGGCAGCAGACAGGCAGCGCUACGAUGACAUCUUCCUGAAAACGGAUGCCGACCUUGACGGCUUUGUCAGCGGUCAAGAAGUGAAAGAGAUCUUCAUGCAGUCUGGCCUUUCCCAGAACAUCCUGGCACAUAUAUGGGCUUUGGCGGACACCCGGCAGAUGGGCAAGCUCACCCGAGAGCAGUUUGCUCUGGCCAUGCAUUUUAUCCAGCAGAAAGUGAGCAAAGGCUUGGACCCUCCGCAGGCCCUGACCCCAGAAAUGAUCCCACCAUCUGAGAGAGGCACCCCUAAUCUGUCGGGGUACAUGACGCCUGUAGGGUCCGAGAUGGCAGCCCUGACUGAGAUGCGCAGAGACAGCUCCAGCUCCGUGGGGUCCGGUGAAUUCACUGGAAUCAAGGAACUGGAUGAUAUCAGUCAGGAGAUUGCUCAGCUGCAGAGCACACUUGCUUUUACUCACUGGGACAUGCUCAGGGAGAAAUACACGCUGGAGCAAGACAUUAGAGAAGCAGAGGAGGCCAUCAGACACAAAACUACUGAAGUCCAGGAGAUGCAGAACGAUCUGGACCGAGAAACGUGCAGUCUGCAGGAGCUUGAGGCCCAGAAACAAGAUGCUCAAGACCGGCUGGAUGAGAUGGACCAGCAGAAGGCCAAGCUGGAAGAUAUGCUCAAUGAAGUGCGUCAGAAAUGCCAAGAGGAAUCCCAAAUGAUCUCCUCCCUGCAGACUCAGAUCCAUUCGCAGGAGUCAGACCUGUUGAACCAGGAGGAGGAGCUGAGCCGGGCCAAAGCAGACCUGAGCCGACUACAGCAGGAGGAGAGCCAGCUGGAGCAGAGCCUCCAGGCUGGCAAGAUCCAGCUGGAGACCAUUAUUAAGUCACUCAAGGCCACCCAGGACGAGAUUAAUCAGGCUCGCAGCAAGCUGUCCCAGAUCCAGGACAAUCAGCACGAAAUGAGCAAAAGCAUCGAGCAGUAUAGCAGCGCUCUGAACGGCACACACGGGGGCAGCAUGACCAACCUGGCUGACAUGAGCGAGGGCUUCCCAGAGAAGGAGAACGGAGGCUUCGGGGCCAUGGAGGACCCCUUUAAAGUGAAGACCAAUGUGUUCAACAGCAACUCUCAAGAGAUGCACACAGACCCCUUCCAGUCUGAAGACCCCUUCAAAUCUGACCCUUUCAAAGGUGAUCCUUUCCAGAAUGAUCCUUUUGCCAAGCAGCCUCCCACAGCCACAGAUCCGUUUGGGGGAGAUCCUUUUAAAGAGACAGACCCAUUCAAGACCACUUCAGAAGACUUCUUCAAGAGGCCGACCAAGGCCGAUCCCUUCACCAGCUCUGAUCCUUUCAGCAAAAGUGCUACUCUUCCAGCAAAGUCUCAUCACUUCUCAAGCAACGAUCCUUUCGCUUCAACCAGUCCCAAACCGAAAGGCUCAGAUCCCUUCGGCACUCUGGACCCCUUUGGAAGCAGCUCAUUUGGCAGCAACAGUGGCUUUGCUGACUUCAGCCAAAUGUCUAAGCAGGGCUUCGUAGAUGACCCUUUCUGUCGAAAGCAGGACACUCCGGCCCUCCCACCCAAGAAGACCAUCCCACCUCGGCCCAAGGCUCCCAGCGGUAAAAGCACCCCGACUAACUUGCCUGGAUCAGGGGAUUCAGCCAAGUCAAGUGAUCCCUUCCAGCCCUUUGGCUCUGACGCUAACGACCCGUUUCAGAGUAAAAAGGGGGUCGGGGACCCAUUUAGUGGCAAAGAUCCGUUUGCUCCAUCUGCUUCAAGUAAAGCCUCUAAAGACUCUUCCUUGGGUUUUGCAGACUUCAGCUCUUUUGGUAAUGAGGCGCAGCAGAUGGAGUGGGCGAAGCGCGAGAGCGAGAGAGCAGAGCGAGAGAGGCUGAAGAGACUCCGGCAGCAAGAGCAAGAAGACCUGGAGCUGGCCAUCGCCCUCAGCAAGGCCGAAAUGUCCAACACCUGACCGCCCUGUCCUCGCAUGCACCUUCACACCACUGCAGCAGCCAGAGGAAAGCGUGAAUGUGUGUGUGAGUGAAUGAGAGAGUGAGUGAGUGAGUGAGUGAGAGUAAGUAGUGUGUGUUGGGGAUGGGAGAG